This is a messenger RNA of Anolis carolinensis (green anole), 2552 nucleotides long. It is a transcript of the gene myadml2, whose product is annotated as myeloid associated differentiation marker like 2. Bases 310 to 1329 code for a protein of 339 amino acids. The record is from RefSeq and is a predicted model, not a curated record. The transcript has a single exon. Gene Ontology annotation, cellular component: membrane. NCBI's taxonomy places the organism in Eukaryota, Metazoa, Chordata, Lepidosauria, Squamata, Anolidae.
CAGCAUAGCGGAGGGUUACAGCUGCAUAGACGGAGUAAAUGGCCUGUUAGGAGUCACUUGGGAGAAAGUGAUCGCUGGAGGUGGAAUGACAGAAGAGAGAGUGACCGAAUGCGUAAGGAGCACUCAGCAGGCAGACCCCAGCCAAGCAGCCUGACUGAUGAAUCUUAACCGCAGAGUACCACAAAGGCAGGUCAAUACUCUUACUGCAGAGUGAAGAUUUUCUCAGAAAGCUUCCAACAAAGCUUGCUCUGCGGCGUAUGUAGUGAGCCAGCCAGCCGAGAGACUGGCGGAGGAAUAUGAAGCUUCUGCAUGCGGCAGCUCCUGCUUAGUCAUCCAGUGCCAGGUGUGUGGGGCCGGUGGUGGUACUCAGGAUCCGGAGGCCCACGCCCAAUCACGAAAGGAACACGAGGUGGCUCUGGACCAAUGAUGGAGAGCUCAGGAGGGACACACCUCAACACAUCGGCAGUGACUUCUAAGGUGGGAAUUGCCCGGAUGUUGCAGGCAGCCUUUGGUUGUGCAACGUUCAGCCUCGUGGCCCACCGAGGAGGAUUCAACGUGGCCUAUGGCACCUUCUGCAUGUCUGUCUGGUGUUUCUGUUUUGCCAUCACAAUCUUCAUCAUCAUUUGUGAGUUCACCCUCUUUCACAGAUGUCUAACCAUCUCCUGGGGGAACUUCACGGCAGCUUUUGCCAUGCUGGCCACUCUCAUGUCCCUUACAGCUGCAGUGAUCUACCCGCUGUACAUCCCCUUCAGCUGCCAUUCCAGUGGAUGUGAGGUGAGAGACUUCCGCAUCUCUGCCAGUGUUUUUGCCGGCCUUCUGUUUUUUGCAUAUGCUAUGGAGGUAUUUUUCACUAGGGCCAAGCCAGGACAAGUAACCAAUUACAUGGCCACAGUGUCUGGCCUCCUGAAAAUUGUCCAGGCUUUUGUGGCUUGCAUCAUCUUUGGAGCUCUGGUGAAUGGCAGCCAGUACAAUAAGUACGCAGCCACACAAUGGUGUGUGGCGGUUUACAGCUUCUGUUUUGCCGUGACUGUGGUGGUGGUUGUGCUCAGUGUCACAGGAAGAACAGCAAUGAUGAAGUGCCCCUUUGAGCGCUUUGUGGUCAUUUACACAUUUCUGGCGGUCCUGAUGUAUGUAAGUGCUGCGGUGAUCUGGCCUGUGUUCUGCUUUGAUCGUAAAUAUGGCUCUCCGCAUCGUCCAUAUCAAUGCUCCAGAGGUUCCUGCCCCUGGGACAGCCAGGUGGUCAUUGCAGUGUUCACAUAUAUAAAUCUAGUGCUUUACAUUGUGGAUUUAGCCUACUCGCAACGUAUCCGCUUUGUCUCACAUCCUUAAUACCCAAUCCUGGUGCCAUAAAAAUCUUAAUGGAUUCCAAUGUCAAUUUGCUGAAAAGGAUGACAAUUAAUCGUGCUCCAAACAGAAUAGUUAAGAAGAAAGGUGUACUGGGGUCAUUUGGUACCAGAUAAGAAGAAAUGACUUUUUCUAGCCCAUAGAUACAAUAUUGUUGCCUUUCUAAUGAGGAUGUAGGCAUGCAGCUAUAGUGGCUGUACAGGCCAACGUGUUCUCUAGCAAUAGGUUUGGAUCCUUAAUGUGUAUCUAAGAAUUGCUGUUUAGUGUAGAGUUGCAUCAGGUAUAGAAAAGCAUACAUGUUAAUAAGAAUGUUUUUUAAAAACGGGAUUUUCCCUCAAAUUGAUUUGUAAGCCUGGUAGAUUUUGCAAGAAACUUCUGCUGACUUGAAUCCCAUGUGAAACAAAAGGUAGGACAUUAAAUUAAUAAAGAGAGAGAGAUUUUAAAGGGAAGAGAAGAAAGAUUAGAAGAAUAGUUAAAAUUGCAGAUCAAAAACAUCAUCCCAAACAUGGCAAGAGUAACAAUUUCCUUAGCAUAUAUAUAGUUUGAGAAGUAAAGUGAAUGCCACCAAGUUUCUUACUGAGAAUAGAGCAGGAAAGAUUGCUAUAGCCUACCGAAAAGCUGCAUCCAGUUUGGUUUCCUCAAGGUUCCUUCAAGACAUAUCUGGAGAUGCUUCAGUGCCUACAUUCAAGACAUUCAGCUUUGAACCAAAGCCAAACUUUUGAACCAAAGUAUAUUAUUUUUUAGACAAUUUGUUGUGGAUGUUGUGUUUGCAAGAGUUUGCCAGAGUUUGCAAGAGUUAGACAGUAGGCAUCAUUUAGUUCAUUAAGAACUUUGGCAUCAUACAAACCACCCAUUACUUCACAAUUCAGAACAUGGCUUAAGUUGUGGCGGACUUCUGCAAUGCAAAGAACACAAAUUUAACAUUUUCAUAAGUCUAAUUGAAUACCUGUUGCCAGUCUUGACUCCAAGAUGUGCUGAUUCCAGAAGAGAAGAAAGCUACUUGACAUUGUGGUGUGCAUAAAGGGAGAAGAAGGGAGCUUGUUUGUUUCCUGCAGUAUGGACCAGGAUUUUCAUCAUAUUAUUCAAAGCCAUUUUCAAAUAUAAUAAACCAAAGCAUGUUGUUGAUUCAAAUAGGUUCUAUUAAAGGUAUGCAAACUGAGUAGAAAAGUCUUAUUCCAAUUCUAAAUAAAAUGUCUGAUUGACAAAGG